ACGCAUACACAUACUAAAACAUGUUUAGUACCCCGACUGUGCUUUUAUGUCUAUGACAAUUGACUAAAUGUUCAAAAUAAAAGUUUCGGACAAAAUGAGUAACUACACAGAAACCUAGCACCGAGUAUAUGAGUAUAGCUGUUUUUAAUUUUAUUUAUUUCGUUUUUUUAAUACUUGCUUGGGAAACACAACCGUGAGAGAGAAAAACACGAAAAACGAAUCAAUCAAUCGAUCAAAUAAUAAACGCGACACUUUUUUCUGCCGUUAUGAUUCGUAAAUAGUCGUGAUGACGUCGCUGGCGCUCGCGCCGCUGUCGGCCAAUCAGAGGCGCCGGCCCCGCCCCUCCGCUUCAGUCCGCGCGCGGUAAACCGGGCAGAAUGAGCGCGUCCGCGACCGACGCGAUGUUCCUGAGCGACGAGCAGGUCGUGAACCGCUGGGGCUUCGACUACUACGUGUUCAAGGCCCUCGGCGCCUUCAGGGACGGAGACUACGCGGCCUUCGAGCACUUCACGCGGGUCGUCGAGAGUCUGGUGCUCAGGCCCGUGGACGGACGCGGCGACAUGAGUCAGCUGCGCUUCAUGCAGUUCCUGUCCCGGAUCAACAACGGAGACAGGCUCGAUCUGAUGUUCGAGGAGCCCCAGACCCCUCUGGAGUCGGCCCUCAGCGUCCUGGAGACCAUCUGCAGGGACAUGAGCGUCCCCCAGAGACAGCAGGAGCAGGUGCGGCACGCCAUCGUCGAGACGCUGGUCGUGGUGUGUAUCCGCAGCGGAGAGUUUGAGAAAGCUGAGGAGCUGCUGCUGAGACUCUUCAGUGACUCCAACGAUUCAGCAGGAAGAAGGAAGCUGCUGAUGAAUCUGAUUCGUCGUCGUCGUUCUUCUCACUCGGUUCUUCAGCUCAGCUCGUUCAGUGACUUCAAGCAGGACAUGCUGGACUUCCUGGAGCAGCUGUACCGUGUCCCGGGCCCUUCCUGCUGCAGGUGCCGCGCCCUACGCUCGCCCUCAGACCAUCCUCAGAGUGUCUGCUCUUCACUGUGUGUGUGUGUGUGUGUGUGUGUGUGCAGAUGCGGUGUGUGUGCGGCUCGUCUCAGUCUCGCGGGCGCUGCAGCGGGUGUACUGGCGUGCUCCGAGCGCUACGCUGUGAGCGUCUCCUUCACGCAGCUGCAGCGGGAGCUGGAGGACGAGAGCCAGGAGCCCGGAGGGCCCACGCCGGACAGACGCAGACAGAAGAGGAUGGUCCUGUCCAGUGAAGAGGAGUCUGAGGAGUCCAGCAGACACAGACAGAAGAAGAAGAAGCGAUCACAGCUCGUCUCCAGCUUCACAGACACACCACCGACACAGCUCUCCGUCCGGAGGAACUCACAGCAGGAAGGCCCGGUGGGAGGAAGUGUCGGGAUGCAGGAGAACUGGAGCGAUGAGGAGUCACUGUUCGGCUCCUCUUCAGGCCGCUCCAGCAGGAAGUGCAGCAGGAAGAUGUGGACGCUGCAGGAGUCGGAGUGGCUGAAGGAGGCGUGCAGCGUUGCGGGAGUGGGACACUGGGAGAAGAUCCGCUCGUCCUUCCCCUUCGCGGGCCUUACGGCGGUCAACCUGAAGGACCGCUGGAGGACCAUGCUGAAGCUCAGGCUGGUCUGACACACACACACACACACACACACACGUUUUAUCAUGUUUUUAGGCCUUGUGUUCCUCAUUAAACACUGGUUCAUUCAUUCAUUCCCUGAAAGUGUGUUCUUGAUGUUCGAGGAGCUCCUG
This is a messenger RNA of Puntigrus tetrazona (Sumatra barb), 1748 nucleotides long. RefSeq names its product telomeric repeat-binding factor 2-like. Lineage: Eukaryota; Metazoa; Chordata; Actinopteri; Cypriniformes; Cyprinidae. The record is from RefSeq and is a predicted model, not a curated record. Gene Ontology annotation, biological process: telomeric loop formation; protection from non-homologous end joining at telomere; regulation of telomere maintenance via telomerase. Gene Ontology annotation, molecular function: double-stranded telomeric DNA binding; telomerase activity; G-rich strand telomeric DNA binding. Gene Ontology annotation, cellular component: shelterin complex; nucleus; chromosome, telomeric region.